Molecule: messenger RNA, 3159 nt
Organism: Aspergillus calidoustus
Lineage: Eukaryota; Fungi; Ascomycota; Eurotiomycetes; Eurotiales; Aspergillaceae
Source: the annotation of a GenBank genome assembly
AUGUCCCCAGAACAAACUGACACAGGUCAAGAACCUUCAGACCUUCACGAACCCGAGUCAACGGCCAACAAUGACGGCGAUGAUCAUGAUCGCGAAGGCGAGGACAACUUGGCUGUCGUUGGUCAAACCAAAUGUUCCAUCUGUUCAAUUACUUUUAGGAGGCCUGAACAUUUAAAGCGGCAUUUUCGAAGUCACACCAAAGAAAAGCCCUUUGAGUGCACGCAAUGCGGUCGUCAUUUCUCAAGGACUGACACCCUCCAUCGCCACGAGUUGAGCCAUCACACCGUAGGGACGGAUGGAGGGAAAGACCGCACGCACAGGAUCACCGUCAAAACUUUUCGGGCAUGCUUCAAGUGUGCGCUCGCGAGAGUCCGGUGUAGUGGCGGCAUACCAUGCACCCGUUGUGAGAAUAGGUCUCUUGACUGUCAGUAUCCGACCGAGCGACGUUCCAAAGCGAAGAACCAGAAAGACCCGCUGCAGUCUCUAACCCACCAUAAAGAAAAUGGGCUGCCUCCACAUUCAUUUCCUAUAUUCUCUGAUCAAGACCCGGAAAGAUCUCGGAAGGAGGAUGAUGGUAUUCCCGCUCUCCAACCUGGAUAUCAAAUGGGGCAGUUCCAGCUGCAAAAUCCAGGAUCUCACAAUGCCUCCACAUCUUCACCAGACGCCAUGGCCGGCCUUGGAACCCAUGGAACUCGUGGGCCUGCGCAAAACUCAGCCGAGGGGAAGGGAGAGUCGCAUUCUGCAACCAGCCCUUCUUUGGUCCGGUCCGAUGUUUCUAGGGUCUCGGAGGAAGUGCCGCAACAGUUCUCUUCAUUUGCUGGCGCGAACCCACCCUAUUACUCUCAGGUGUCCCAGUUCCAAAUCCAGGCCUCUCUACCAGUCGACCAAAGACGGCCCAGCCACCCAUUUGAAAGCCGGCAAAUUGAAUACUCUGGGCCUGCUAAUCUUGGUCCUGGGAUAUCCGACCCUAGUAACACCCAUGCCCAACUUGGAUUCUCCCGGCCGGUUCUGGGUCAAGCUACAGUCCCUACCAUCAAUUGGCUCUCCAACGAUUUGUUCCUUGAAUCGGCUCCUGAUCAAAGUUUAACGUCUGCAACUGCUGCACACCCGUUCCAAAUAGGCGUCUUUGACGGCUCGUUGAACCAGACCACAUGGUUACCUCCUGUUAUCAAUACUGAACCGCAUGCAUCCUCCUUAUCAGGGAGUCUGUCUCAAACACCGUCAGGUACCACUUCACUAGUUGGUGACAUGGAAAGUCCUGGUCGCUUUACUCGAGGGUUACGCCAGCAGUCGCUCUCGCAUCCGGGGCCAUCAAAACGCCCUACAGACUACAAUGCUGAUGAAACUACUGAACGACUGCACAAGCAGAGGCGCAAACACUCGUCCUGGUCGGGCCAGACCACGGAGUCUCUCGAAAUCUUUCUUAAGUUUCAGAACAGCAAUGCGAAGCCGCACUUCGCGUUCCCGGCUUCUCAAGAAAUACACGCAGGACCCCUCCCUAGUACUUCAGCUAAUUGCAACCUUGACCCUUCGUUGUACGACCAGUUAUAUGACGCUUUUGCGCGACUGUGCUGUCAGGACAACUUUCUAUACCCCAAGUUCGAAACCGACAGCUUCCCAGACGCGCGAAUGAUUUCAAACUUUCUUCAGCAUUAUUUCCAGUUCUGUCAUCCUCUAUACCCCAUGCUUCAUGUUCCUUCAUUUAAUCCGAACAAAUGCCAUUGGAUACUCACCUUAGCAUUAGCUGCAAUGGGCAGUCAUUGUGCGGGAGUCUGUGAACAAAAUGGAACUGUCACUGCGUUCCAUGAGUUCCUUCGAAGGGCUUUACUAUUUGAGAGAGAAAAGAGUCAGUCUGAGCGUCCACAUUUGUGGCUUCUUCAGGCAAUGUUGCUGAACUGCGUUGGAAGACUUCAUGGUAGUAGCGAGCGAAGCAGGCUCUCCUCACUCAGCGAUCUUGGUGAUCUCACCAACCUUGGCGCCUGCGAGAAGCUGCUAUCUCGCUCAGAAGAUUCCGGUCCGUCCGCAGAGGAAGGCUCUUCCGAACAACAAUGGUUGCACUGGGUUGAAGAGGAGGCUCGAAGGCGGACGGGAUAUUUGAUAUGGCUUGUGGACUGUACAACCGCAUAUCAAUUUGACACGAAACCGCACUUCUCCCUGGACGACGGCCAGGCCCAGCUUCCCUGUAACGACAAAAUCUGGCACGCCAGCUCCUCUCGACUUUGGAAAGGUCUUCGUGAAGAAAGUUCCGAGCAAGAAACAAUGUCUCUGUAUGAUGCCGUAUUGACGCUGUAUAUUGAGAAAAGGCUUGUACCGGACAUAGGCGAGUUCAGCCAUGUCCUCCUGAUCCAUGCUUUAUACCACCGAAUGUGGGAGGUAGGCGACUAUUUCCGCCGUCCACUCUCAUUCUGGAACCCGACCGCAAAGAAGCAAUCCCGAAAAUUAGCAAUACCCUCGGGUUCUGUGUGGCUGCCAGGAAUCCCCUCAUACUCAAAAUGGCGCAACAGCGCGUGCGACUGUUUGGAUAUCCUCCAUUGGACUGCAAAUGGCACAAUAGCGAAAGCAAACGGCCACGAGCAUCCCACAAUCUUGCACCUACAUACCGCGCGGAUCAUCCUCCUUGCGCCAUUUCGCGAAAUUCGUCUCCUUGUACAUCUACUAGCGACGCGAAAGGUCAACUGGGAGGAUCGCCAGAGAGUGAUCGAGUGGCAUUAUAUUUUACGCUGGAUCAAACACGAUCAAUAUAAGGCUCGCCUGGCAGUCAUCCAUGCCGGAUCGGUCCUGUACCAUGUCCGCAAGUACUCUACCAAUGCAUUUCAUGAGCCAGUCGCCACUUACCUUGCAAUCCUCACUCUAUGGGCGUACGGGUUGUGCUAUAAGCUAGCAUUUCCGGAUGUAGCGGCCCGCAUAAACUCAGGCGAACCGUCCGAAUCCGCAGUUAUAACCUUGGAUCAGCCUUGUUCCGACGAACUAGUGCAAUCUUUCGUGCGCGAAGGCCAGAUGAUGCGGGGCGUCUUGACUAAUGCAGGGGAUAUCUGUGCUCCGCAUGGUCCUGAGCAAAUUCUCCGCGUUGGAUGUGAAACACUUGGGAGUCUUCACGCUUGGGGAAUCGCGAAAGAGUCCAUGGUGACUCUAAUGAGACUUUCCGAACUGGUGUCAUGA